This is a messenger RNA of Rotaria sp. Silwood2, 2154 nucleotides long. The record is from the annotation of a GenBank genome assembly. Lineage: Eukaryota; Metazoa; Rotifera; Eurotatoria; Philodinida; Philodinidae.
AUGACUUUACGAACUCCGAUGAAGAAAAUACAGUUUGGUUCGCGAGAUUUACUUGGUAAUGGUGGUGGCUGUCCUGUUGAGGUCUUCUGUCGUUUGCGACCACCUAAAGAUCAUAAUAAUGAUCAAGAAAUAGAUAAUUCUUCUUCAUCUGUUAAAAUUUCAAGUUCAACAGAACUUACUCUUUACUCGUCUGAGAAUGCUAAAAAUGGUCAAAUUCGAGAAUCUCAUUAUGAAUUCACUCAUAUUCUUACUGAUGAUGUUUCCCAAUCAGCUGCUUUUAAAGAAUUGGCCAUACCUCUUCUUGAUGAUUUUAUUCAAGGAAAAAACAGUGUAUUAUUUACAUAUGGUAUAACGGGUUCUGGAAAAACUUAUACAAUGAUGGGACCAUUGAAUAAUCCUGGUUUAAUUCCACGUUCAUUUGAUGUUAUUUUUAAUUCAAUUGGGUCAUAUCUUGGAAAGAAAUAUCUUCUUCGUUCUGAUCGUCAGAAUGGUUAUGAAAUUCAAAAUGAAGCUGAAAUUUUACUUGAACGACAACGAAAAGAAAUUCCAAUAACGAAACCGAAUAAUAAUCAACGUGCAAAAGUUUUUGAACCAGCGAAUACUCGUACAUUAGAUAUGACAUCGAUAUGGAAUGCACAAUUAAAUGAAAACUGUUCAUAUUUUGUUUUUGUUACAUUUGUUGAAAUUUAUAAUAAUUAUAUAUAUGAUUUAUUUGAUGAUGAUAUUCUCAAUAAAGCACCACAAUCGAAACAAUUACGUGAAGAUAAUCGUGGACGACCUUAUAUAAAAGAUGUUAAAGAAAUUGAAGUACGUUCAAGUGAAGAAGCUAUUGAAUUACUUAAUAUGGGUUUAAAACGUCGUCGUAUUGCACAUACACAAUUAAAUACAGAAUCAAGUCGAUCACAUAGUGUUCUUUCAAUGCGUCUUGUUCAAUUUUAUAAUGAUAUUCCAUUGACAUCACUUACAAAAGAUGAUCUUACAAUAAGUACAAUUCAUUUGGUUGAUUUAGCCGGAAGUGAACGUGUCAAUCGAGCAAAGACUGUUGGUGAACGCGUGAAAGAAGCGAGUAAUAUUAAUUCAUCGUUAAUGGUUCUUCGACAAUGUUUUGAAGUUUUAAGAGAAAAUCAAGCACAAGGUACAAGCAAGAUGGUACCAUAUCGUGAAUCAAAAUUAACAUCAUUUUUUAAGAGUUAUUUUGAUGGUGAAGGUCGUAUACGAAUGAUUCUUUGUGUCAAUCCAACUGCUGAUGGAUAUGAAGAAAUUCAACAUGCACUUAAAUUUGGUGAAUUAACCAAAGAUGUUAUGGUACCACGUGCUUUGCCUCCUCCUCCACCACCACCUCCAGUUCCACCUAAAGUAAUUCGUGGUCAUGCUAUUUUACGUGAAGUCGAUAAUCAACAACAACAAUCUGUACCAUUUCUCUUUACUGAAUUCAAUGCACAAGCUUUAAUUGCACAAUUUCCCCCACUUGAAUAUUCUCUAUUGGAUGGUGUUGGUGCUGAUGAAGCUAUGAUAAAUCUUGAAGAACAUCUUCGACGACGUAUUGAUGAACGACAUCGACUUAAUAUGUUAAUUCAUGAACAACAUGAUUAUUUACAUAAAUUUACUCUUGAAUUAACGUCUGAUUAUGAUUCAACGAUAUCUGAUCAUGACGAAUUAAUUAAAGAAAAUGAACAACAAAGUAAAACAAUUCGUCAUUUACAAACACGUAUUAAAUUAUUAGAAAAAUCUCAAAAUGAUUUUUAUAAAACAACAAAUCAAAUGGAACGUGAAAAUAAAACAUUAAAAUCAAAAAUUGAAGAUCGAAAUAAUGAAAUUAAAUCUUUAAAAGCUGAACGACGAAAAGAUAAAAUUGAUUUUGAAAAUAAAUUAAAAAUAAAAAUAAACGAACUUGAACAACAAUAUCUUAAUGACUUAAAAACUAAAGAAAUACAAAUGCGUGAAAUUGAACGACAACAUGAUGAUAAAUUAAAUAUCAUUCGAUCAAUGGCUGCAACGAAUACAAAUACUCCAACGAAUGAAAAUGUUUAUCAAAAUCCCUUAUCAGCACGUAAACGAUGUCAAAGUGAAGAACGUAUUCUUCAAGAAGCACCAACACAAUCACCUUCGUCUCGUCAGGCUCCAGCUGUACCACCUAAACGAUUUCGUACAUAA